AUGGGCAAUAUCUAUUCGGGACCGUUACUCCGUGCUUUACAAGGAUUGCUAAAAGAGAGAAAUCUUAAAAUAUCAGAGUCAACUUUAAACGGAUUUCUGAAGGAAAUAGACCGGGUUGCACCCUGUUCUUUCUGCAAGCCAAAAGAAAUAAGAAAAAUUCAACAAAUAUUUCCAGUGUUUGACGAUCCAGCUCAGGGCCGAUAUCAUGAGCCCAUAGGACAUAAACAGUUAAAAGAUCUUGCAGAGUCAGUUAGGACGUAUGGGACUAAUGCCUCCUUUACUCAGGCUCAGGUAGAGAGGCUCACUGCUUAUGCAAUGACUCCUGCAGAUUGGUAUAAUACAGUGAAAGCCUGCUUAACAAUGGGACAAUAUCUUGAUUGGAAAUCUAUCUAUCAAGAUGCCUGUGCCGCUCAGGCUAGACAAAAUGCUGCUAAUGGUCAGCCAUUUUGGACUUAUGAAAUGUUGACUGGCCAGGGACAAUGGACGGUUAAUCAGACGGCCUACCCUGUGGAGGUAUAUGGACAGAUUAACCAGAUAGCUGUACGAGCAUGGAAAAGCCUGCCCAAUAAAGGAGAAGUUACUGGCAACUUAACAAAAAUAGUUCAAGGCAUAAAUGAACCUUUUUCGGAUUUUGUGGCAAGAAUAAUGGAGGCUGCAGGUAGAAUUUUUGGAGACCCUGAUACUGCUAUGCCCCUUAUAGAACAGCUUGUUUAUGAGCAAUGUACAAAGGAGUGUAGAAAUGCUAUUACACCAUGGAAAGGAAAAGGGCUUAAUGCCUGGAUGAAAGCAUGCAGAGAGAUAGGAGGUCCUUUGUCUAAUGCGGGGAUAGCAGCAGCUGUCCUUGCUGCAAAGAGGAUUAGAGACAUUACUUGCUAUAAUUGUGGGAAAAGAGGACACAUAAAAAGGCAGUGUAAGAGUCAGAUUCCAGGAAGUCAAGACAGAGUUAAUGUACAGAAGAAAGUUCCUGGGAUGUGUCCACGUUGUGGGAAGGGUAAACAUUGGGCCAAUGAGUGUAGGUUAGUUAAAGAUAUUAAGGGGAGAGUGCUCACAAAUGAUUCUAAUAGCCAGCCAAAAAACGGACAGAGGGGCCCUCGACCCCAGGGCCCUCAAAUGUAUGGGGCCAUGAAUGUCGAGCCACCCAAGGUAUCCAUGAGGCCACCGGGGAGCCACGGAGAGCCACUCUGGGUUCCGCAGGGUUGGACCUCUGUGCCACCACCGGAGCAGUAUUAACACCACAAAUGGGUUGUCAACCAAUCCCCUCUGAUUUUAAAGGACCCCUGCCCUCUGAUACAGUAGGCUUGGUGCUAGGACGCUCAUCUUCAGCUCUGAAAGGCUUAAUUGUUCACCCUGGAGUUAUAGAUGAGGAUUAUGAAGGACAAGUAAAAAUUCUGUGCUCUUCCCCUAGAGGGAUAUCUUCUAUUUCCUGUGGGGAUUGUAUUGCUCAGCUUUUAGUAUUGCCUAGCCUACAUGGCUUGUUCCCUUAUAAAAAGGAUAUUAGAGGAACAAAAGGUCUUGGAUCCUCCAGAGGAGGAUGUGCCUAUGUCUCACUGGAUCUGGAUGAAAGACCAACCUUGGAGUUAAUUAUUCAAGGAAAAAUUUUCUCUGGUAUUUUAGAUACGGGAGCAGAUACUAGUAUUAUCUCCACCAAAUGGUGGCCUUCUAAUUGGCCUGUCAAUCAGUCUUCACAAACUCUACAAGGGUUGGGAUAUGAGUCUUCUCCUAGUAUAAGUGCUCAGGCUUUAAGAUGGAGGGAUCAUGAAGGACGUGCGGGAGAAUUCAUACCAUAUGUACUCCCUUUACCAGUAAAUUUGUGGGGACGAGAUAUUUUACAUCAGAUGAAGUUUAAAUUGACUAAUGAUUACUCUAAUCAGAGUCAACAAAUUAUGAGAGAUAUGGGGUGUGUUCCAGAAAAAGGAUUAGGAAAAAUGUCACAAGGAAGUCCAGAGCCUGUGACUGGUACUCAAAAAUUAGAUCGAAAAGGACUGGGUUUUUCCUAGGGGCCAUUGAGGAUGCUUUGCCCAUACCCUGGGUGACGGAGGCACCUGUGUGGGUACCCCAAUGGCCUCUCACCUCCGAGAAAUUAAGAGCAGCAAAAGAACUUGUGCAGGAACAAUUAGAGCAGGGACAUU
Jaculus jaculus (lesser Egyptian jerboa) is the source of this 2129-nucleotide messenger RNA. RefSeq names its product igE-binding protein-like. Gene Ontology annotation, biological process: viral process. Lineage: Eukaryota; Metazoa; Chordata; Mammalia; Rodentia; Dipodidae. The transcript has 2 exons. Gene Ontology annotation, molecular function: zinc ion binding; nucleic acid binding. Bases 1 to 1230 code for a protein of 409 amino acids. The record is from RefSeq and is a predicted model, not a curated record.